Brassica napus (rape) is the source of this 892-nucleotide messenger RNA. RefSeq names its product nuclear nucleic acid-binding protein C1D. The record is from RefSeq and is a predicted model, not a curated record. Lineage: Eukaryota; Viridiplantae; Streptophyta; Magnoliopsida; Brassicales; Brassicaceae. Bases 61 to 726 code for a protein of 221 amino acids. The transcript has 5 exons. Gene Ontology annotation, cellular component: nucleolus; exosome (RNase complex). Gene Ontology annotation, molecular function: RNA binding; DNA binding. Gene Ontology annotation, biological process: regulation of gene expression; maturation of 5.8S rRNA.
UGACUGAGUUUGACACCAUCUUUGUAAUUCCAUUCCAAUUCUCGGUCGAUCAAGAACAAGAUGGAAGGAGGUGGAGGAGGAAGUAGAAGCGCCGCCGCAGGAGUUGUCCCGGAGUCAGCUACGGAGGCUGUGAAACAAACACUAUCGCACCUAGAGAAACUGAAACCGCAGCUGGAGAAGAUGAUGACGUCUUUAGCUAAGCCAGAGGUUCUUGCCCAAAUGCAGCCAUUGCAGAGGGCUAAGACUAUGUACUUGCUCGCCGAAGCCGCCACGACGAUCUUCACUCUGAGGCUGAGGUGUACUGGUGUGAACCCCGAUGAUCAUCGUGUGAAAUCUGAAAUUGAGAGGCUAAACGUGUACAGAGAGAAGCUUCAUCUGUGUAUGGAUCGAAGUAAAGAGCCGUUGCGUCCCACUACGGUCUUAAACCGUCAGGCAGCAACCCGUUUCAUCGAACACUCUCUGCCUGAUCAUACAUCUACUCAAAAGCAAAACAUCAGAGACCUGAGUAUAGGAGAGAAAUCAAGUAUGACCUAUUCAGAAACAGCUGCUAAAAAGAGGAAAUGUCAAUCAGAUGAGAGACAGUCUGUUCAGUCAACUGCAAAAGAGUUUCUUGAAAAGGCAGCUCGUGAGCUUAAUAAUGGUGACAAUGAAGAUGGUUUGAAGGGCCCUCUAAUGGCAGCAGCUGAUGGUUCAGAUGAUGCUGAACCCUCUAAUGGCAGCAGCUGAUGGUUCAGAUGAUGCUGAAAUAAACCUCUUGGCCAAGUAAUAAACCUCUUCUUAUUCUCUCAACUCAUCUUUGAUGGUGUGUUUUCUUUUGGGGGAUCUAUUAGUUAGGGAUGAUGUAUGUUGUACAUUGCCAUUAUGGUUAUCAAGAAGCUUUUCGUCUAGUAUA